AUGGCACCCAGCACGUCCCAGUUGCCAUCGCGGUUUCCAUGCUGGUGUCGAGCCGUCUAUUCAUGGGGAGGAGAGACAACACGGGACUUGGGGUUUGUGGAAGGUGAUUUGAUCGAAUGCCUCAAUGCGGGAGACGGGCAAUGGUGGAUGGGUCGUUUGCGCCGUGAUAAGCGGGCGGUUGGACUCUUCCCCUCCAACUUUGUUGAGCUCAUGAGUGAAGACUUUGUGCCCAUCAGCCGUGAUACCAGUCCAAUGGUUCAAGCAGGAUCUUCGCCAAUCAACAAUCCAACGUCGGCACCUAAAAAAGCAAAGACCGUUUUUCGCAAACCGUUCCAGGCGCAUAAGGAAGCCCUCUCCCCAGCCUCAAACCUGGCUCGCAGCAGAUCGAAUACCCCAGUCAAGAGUUCUAUUCCACAAACACCACCUCGAGAUGGUGGUACCCCCCGAAGCGUCAAACCUCUGCGUACCCAUGCGUCAGCGGUAAAAAAUCAAGGUUCCAUGUCAUCUCGGCCUUCAUCUGUCUCUUCCCGACCUUCCUCUCGCGGCAUUUCACCACGCGCAUCCAUGGAACCCGAACGGUCACCAUCUGCAACAAUGCCACGCGGUAGCAUAUCAUCGUCGCGUCCUUCGUCCCGCGAAGUCUCCCCAAUGCUUCGGGAGGCUUCUCCGAUGGCUCACGAAUCCUCCCCGGUGUACUAUCAAACUCCCCAGCCGCGCCGCGAACCCUCUCCAUUGCCGCAUCGCGCGCCUUCCCCAAUGGGCCAUCGCGCCGUUUCGCCUGCGCCUAAUCAUGCAGUGUCACCUAUUUCUUAUCAUACGCCAUCUACUAUGCCCCACCGGGCAGCCUCUCCAAUAUACUAUGACGACUCCCCCAGACAUCGAGAGGUGUCACCAAUGCCUUAUCAUCCGCCGCCUACUACGCAUCAUAGGGCAGCUUCUCCAUUGUAUUAUGAAGACUCUCACAGGCAUCCAGAAGUCUCGCCAAUGCCUGAUCGUGCAGUAUCACCGAUGCCCUACCAUGCGCCAUCUACCAUGCCUCAUCGAGCAGCCUCUCCAAUGUACUAUGACGAUCCUCCCAGACACCGCGCAGUUUCGCCGAUGCCGCAUCGUGCCGUCUCACCAAUGCCCCGAGAAGCCUCCCCCAUGCAAAUGCAAGAACGCGAAGAUUCUCCUCCUCCUCCCCCUCCCCCUCCACAUCGAGUCGCUGUCAACCGUCCUCGAUCCCACUCGCCUCAGCCGCCUAUGCACGCCACGCCACAACCCCAGCGCUUACUACGCUCCCCACACCCCCCAGCACUUUCCCCUGGGCCUUCGCGCUCUCCCACUCCAUUGAACAUGAAUGAUCGUUACGUGAUAUUCACUCGUACCCCUUCACCGGGGGCAAUGUCGGCACGUUCGGGAGUUUCAGCCCAAUCAGAUGCAAUGGGCAAUACUCCAUCUCCAUUAAGAGACGCUAUGGAGGAUGUUAUGACUUCAUUAGAAGAUAUGGGUUUGUCACGGGAUCCUCCUUCACCAUCACCGCAUCACCCUCUCUCGCCUUCCCCACGCCAUGCACGUUCGCCGUCUCCUCCGCCAGCAUUCAACAACCCCUGGUCUGCUGAUGCGUAUGAAGAUAUGAAUGAUAGGACGCCACCAGCAAACAGACCUCGACCAUUGACUUCCCUUGGCUUUGAUGGGAACAAACAGCCACCGGUUCACCGCAACAGCGUCUAUUCCCAUGAUCAUAUGGACGGCCCGCCUCAAUUGAAUAACUAUGUCCAACGCAUGGAGAGCCGUCUUCGACAGCUUGAAUCUCAAAAUCGCCCGCCCGAGGAUGAAGAAACAGGAGGAGACGAGCCUCCUCCGCCACCCCCAAAACAUGCCACCCAUUAUCCGCGCCACAAUUCUAUCCCUGCUCAGUAUCCGCACUUGAGCGACCGUAGGUCUGGAAAAGAUCUCAGAAAUGACCGAUUGAACCGAACGUUCACGAACAAGUCCAGUGCUACAAACUCUAGUGGAGUGCAAAGCAUUGGAACCAAUCAGACUUCAGGUACGGACAAAACGGGUCAGAGCGUCAUGAGUGGGUUUUCCGCUGGGGGCUUUAGUGCGACUAGCGCCGGGAGCUAUGCGAGACGAAAUGGGGCAUACCAGAGACCGAACACCGCUAUGGAUACAGUUCGAUCUCGUGGCUUCAGCGAUGCGGGACACAGGGAUAGGCCGGAAUCGCCUAUGACAGGCAUAUCUUAUCACUCAAGCCACAAUACUUCUCGCCAGGGGGCCUCAUCAGCGAUUCCGUGGUCGUCCAAUGACAACGAUGUGGGCGAUGCCGGUGGAGUAUUUGGUGGUCUUUCCACACCAAAGACUAAGAAACAGGGAUUUUUUAAGAAGAUCUUUGAAUCAGCCAAGACGGGUGCUGCAAGUGCUCGAAGCAGUAUUUCUGUCGGCCAUAGCUCCCCAUCUCCCACGAAGGGUAACAGGGUAGUUGAUGUUGUAUCACCACUCCUUACCUCUCACUCACAUCGUGACACACCGCGUGACACUGAUGUCAACUCAAGCGCCAUUGACUGGGUUCAAGUUCGCCGCGAUGUCAACCGAGCAUCAUCUCCAAGCCGAAACGAGAGAAUAGAAAGGGCUGAACGGUGUCAGAUGAUGGACCAUCCUGUCAUAUACGCCGUCGAGGAGUUGCAUGAUACCGCAGAGGGUGACGAAAGCAUUGAUGGCUUGCCGGUUACCGACCCUGCGAACUUCAACUCCGGGAACUUGACCUUGGUCGACAAGAGUGCGCGCUUCAUUAACAGCGUUCCGCCAACGACAAAUCCCGUAAGCCUCGCCCAAGGCUACAUUUGUCGGCCUUAUAAGAGUGACGUCCAGCGUCUCCGCGCAAUUUUUACGUGGGUCAGCGAAAAGAUUGCGUGGGAGGAACCUGUUGAUGGCCUCGAGGUAGACAUGAAACGAGUCUUGCACGCUAAACGCGGCAGCCCUCAGGAGAUCGCUAUUCUAGUUAAUGAUAUGUGCGCUGCAGUUGGUCUUCAUGCAGAGGUCAUCCAUGGGUUCUUGAAGACUCCUGGCAAUGCCCUGGAUCUGGAAAGCCUCUCUCGCCCUAAUCAUUGGUGGAAUUCAGUUCUUGUUGACGGGGAGUGGCGCUUCAUGGACUGUGCAUUGGCGAACCCUACUAACCCUCAGAGAGGCCGCUUCGUCACCAUCAACUCCUCGGUGGCAGAAAGCUGGUAUUUCCUUGCCCGACCACUCGACCUUUGCUAUACCCACAUUCCUCUCUACCCCGAAGAACAGCAUAUAUGUCCCCCAGUCUCGCCGGAUGUCCUGUUGGCGCUGCCAACUGUGUGCCCACAGUACUUCAAACUCGGGGUUCAAUUUCCAGAAUAUGAUACCAGCCUCCUUCAGCUUGAGGGAUUGGAGUGCAUGCAACUCUGCCUUGUAGUCCCUCCGGACGUUGAAUGUGCUGCCGAGGUCGAGGCCCCCGCGUUUGCCUGUGACGCUGAUGGCGAUUACUUUGAAAGUGGUGACAUUGUGCGCAAGCGUGCUCUCGUACAGCCGGACUGGGUCCGUGGCCAAAAACGCAUCACUAUCAAGGCUGUCCUCCCAGGCGACGAAGGACAGGGUGUACUCAAAGUGUACGCUGGCAAGAAGGGUCUCAUGCAUUCCAGCAAAGACAUCCCGCAUCCGCUGGCCCUUGCCGUCCCUAUGCUGCACACUGGAGAGAACCCACCUUACGACUUUGUGCUGCGUCAUCCUACACCGCAUGCGCAGCGCCAUGACCUAUACAUCAUGCAGCCCCAGUGUUCCCGACUGGCAGUUAAUAAUACCUUUGUCUUUGCGGUUCGCCAGCAUCCUGCUUCACCCCAACCCCAGUCUAAGGAUGAAAACCCAAUAAACGGCCGUGCCUCCCCUUCAGUCUUUAAUCGCCCCUCCAGUGCGAUGAGUAUGGUAUCAAGUAUUGCCGGUACAUCUACCGUAUCAAGCAAUUCGAAUGAGUUCUCGGCGUCCACUUCUGCCAUCUCUUCCACCCGCGGCAAUGGGCGUGAUAAACCAGCCAAACUGGCCAUUCAGUCCCCAUCUGGCAAGAUCAUGCGUCUUACCCGCAAGGCUGAGCAUAUGAUCGCCCCGGAUAACCCCUCUGACUCUCUCAGGGAUGCUGCAGCCGAGGGCAGCGUAUGGGAGACGGUGAUCAAGAUUGGCGAACGUGGAACCUGGCGUGGGCUGGUCCUUGCUGACCGAGUAGCACGGUGGUGUGUCUUCUGCGAGUGGGAGUGUGUUUGA
Messenger RNA from Penicillium odoratum, 4257 nucleotides. Its product is annotated as putative SH3 domain protein (Cyk3). The transcript has a single exon. Lineage: Eukaryota; Fungi; Ascomycota; Eurotiomycetes; Eurotiales; Aspergillaceae. Gene Ontology annotation, molecular function: protein binding. The record is from RefSeq and is a predicted model, not a curated record. The coding region runs from base 1 to 4257 and encodes 1418 amino acids.